Messenger RNA from Ogataea haglerorum, 1938 nucleotides. RefSeq lists its product as uncharacterized. The record is from RefSeq and is a predicted model, not a curated record. Lineage: Eukaryota; Fungi; Ascomycota; Pichiomycetes; Pichiales; Pichiaceae. The transcript has a single exon. Bases 1 to 1938 code for a protein of 645 amino acids.
AUGGAAUCUUCACCCGUUUAUCUUCCACCAUCUUCCACCGCUAAAUUUCAUACGGAAGAUGCCUUAUCUUCAAGCCAGAUUUCCGAAUCAGGUCGCUACAUCACCCGCAAGAGUCCAAGACCUUUGUUGACACAGAACCAAUUGGUCAAUAAACCAAAGAGCCCCGAAAGACUUGAAUCAAAAUUUCAUCCUGCAAGAUCUCCUACUCAAACUACUCCUCGCACCGUCAGAUUGAUCAAUUAUGAUAACUAUUCCUAUUCUCCUACGAACUUUUCAGUGUUCCCGGAUUUCGACCUUGACACGUUGGAUGUAUCACAGAACUAUGAUCUGAUUGGCAACAGUAACUACUUUGCCACUUCUGUUGAUCCUGGGUCUCCCUAUCUGCAGAAACCCAGCCAACAUAGCCACUAUCUUUUCCAUCCUCUUGCUAAUGAGGACUCCAGCAUUCACCGCUGCUCGCUUCCCAACUUGCCUGCCUCCGACCCGAUCGUGGAAUAUCCUUCACUCUACGAUUCCAGUUCAACAACCUGUUUGAACACCCUUUCUUCGCCCCCAAUGCAUCCUUUUUCGUUAAAGACCCGUUCCUGUAGCGAAACAGACACAUCAAAAAUCCAAUUUUCUUCUUUCUUCGAAUUGGACGAACUGAGUGAUGUGAGUGACCCAGAAAGUAACGAAUUUGACGACGAAGACGACAAUUAUUAUAACGAUGACACAGAUAUUAAUGAAGCGCAAUCCCAGUAUUUGAGUCCUCCCCUGAUGAUCGACUCCAAACCGGAAAAACUGGAGGCUGAUGUUGGUUGCAACCCAAAGAAAUUUUGUGGCCAAGGAUUUUCCAAGUAUGCCCGUAGCACUUUUUACUCGCAGGUUUCCAAACAAGACAAACACACUUUGUUGACCCCAACCAGUUGUUCUCCAACGGAAUCCAGUUCAGGUAUCGAUGCCCCCGUUUCGCCUCCAAACUCUAUGGUUUCCAGGAAAAGACUUUUCGCUGAAAGAGAUGACAAACCAGACACACAAACAGAAUCUGACCAUGUUUUUGAUUCAUUGGUGUCUGAUUUGGAGAAUAAGGCUUACAGCCAGUACAGAUCAUCAAUCAAAAUUCCACUGCCCCCCCUUUCACAAUCAAGGUACGAUAAAAUUACUGAGCUAGCAGCAAACAAAAACCUAGAUAUGGGCCAAGUUGAUGACGUUCUCAAACUGUUUAAGUUGCGAAACUUUGAUUUAAAACUUAAGCUGCUCUCCAGGGUUCUAGGUCAGAGACGAGGGGAGCAAAUGUUUUAUCCCGAGCACACCAGCGACAAGGGGUUAGUUCUGACUGAAUCUAAUGAUGGAAGCUUGAGCAUACUCGCCAAAACUUAUGCUGGUCAUGAGGAUAGUAGCUCGAUAAUUGAGAAUUCUAUCAUCUCAUCGUUCAAGGAUAUCAAGGAGUUUGCUAUCUAUUUCAGGCAGCCAAAUGAUACGGGAUCGAAAACAAGAAAGACUUCUACAGGAGGGAAGAAGCAGAGAUUGGGAAAGUCACGGCUAACAGAUGAGAAUGGGCAUGGAAGCACAAUUUAUAUCAAAAGACCUUUGAAUUCGUUUAUGUUGUACCGGACAUCGAUGGUGAAAGCAAUUGUUUUACUUUCUUUAAUAGACUCAUUAUCUUCCUUCGUUUUCAGAAGAUUGCAGAUGCAGUAUUCAUCUUAUGAUUCACAGGCGGAAUUAGAAUAUCUCAAAAUAAUUGAUUCUCACCUGACGGAGUCUCUUGCCCAAGAGUUGAGGCAAGAAUGCGUCAUCCACAAAUACAACCACCACCUGCUCAUCCAGAUAGUUGCCGUAAUGUGGUCAACAGAACUCAACAGUGUGAAAAAGACGUUUAUUUCGUUAGCACAAUCUGAGAAGAAGAUUCACGCCCAAUGUUACCCCAACUACAAAUACCACCCCCAAAGAAAGGGAUGA